Molecule: messenger RNA, 3536 nt
Organism: Vespa velutina
Lineage: Eukaryota; Metazoa; Arthropoda; Insecta; Hymenoptera; Vespidae
Exons: 9
Coding region: 958-2064 (368 amino acids)
Biological process (GO): sensory perception of taste
Cellular component (GO): membrane; dendrite; axon
Source: RefSeq, a predicted model, not a curated record
UAGAGCCAUCCGGCUCCUCUCACAAUGUUCAGUUUCUGGAAUCAUUGAAUCUUUAAAUUUCUAAGAUUCAUUCAAGAUGAAUUUUUAAUGAUUCUUAUAUUUGUACAUACCAUUUUUCAAUGAGAGUUAAAUCUCAUAAUGAAUAUAGGAUUUGUAGUAACAAAAGAAAUCAUUGUCCAGAUUACAAUUUGUAGGUUAAAUUAUAAAUCGAAAUACAAAUAAUGCUCCAUUUUUUUGCGUAUGAUAAAUAAAUAUUACAAUUUAAAUAAAAUUUGAAAAAGAUAUUAUUACUAGAAAAUAAAAUUAACUUCUCGAAUGUAACUACUGACACGUGACAGUGUCGUAAUAAAAGAUAUAAUAAAAGACAUUACGUUUAUUUUACGAUAUAUCAUUCACGUGAUAAGAAAAGUUGUGUAGCUAUUAUAAAACUUAAAAGAGUAGUUUAUUUAUACAACAAUUUUAUUACUUUCGUAGAAUAAUCGCACACAUUCAAUUAACAACGAAUUAAUCAAAUCGAACAACAAAAUUAACUUGCUGUAUUUCCUCUAUCUCCGUAGUAACGACAAUUAUUAGAAGUUUUCGAUAUUUGAUCGAAAAUAUCUGCUAUAUUGACGCACGAUAUGAAGAGUGCAACGAUGUACGAUCGAACACAUAUUUAAAAAAAGAAAUAAUUGAGUUGAAAAAACGUUUAUAAAUUAACUCUUUUGUAUGAAAUACUAAUUAAAUAUAAAAAUAUAUAUUUAUACAAUAAUACAACAAAGAGAUCGUUAUAUUUGCUUUGUAGAUCGCGCCAUCUUUGUUACCUAUCGAUAUGGCAGGAAUUAUCGAUUCGCGAUAAAUAAUGAUCGAUAGCGACAUCUUGUGACAGGAAAGUUUUGCCUAAAUUUAUACAAAAAUAUAUUUUAUAUUACAAAACAUUUAAAUACAUUGUGUCUAUAUAUUGAUGGAUACACACUGAUGGAUACAAAUGACGAAGGCAGGCCUUCUACGUUUACGCUUGUGGUACAUGGAAAAGAAGCGUUCUUUCACGCGGAUCAAAGGAGGACUUUAAAGAUCAAGAAACUUGCAAAUUGUUUGAAAAGGAUGACUGCGCUCGAUAAUACUUUGAAAGGACUUGGUUUUCAAACGGAAUAUAAAAAUGUACGAAUAUUAAUGAUAUUCGUCGUUAUAGGAUGGCUCGUAACAAUUGUUUUAUUGAACCUUUCCGAACUUUUCUUACAUAUAAAAGUAAUCGAUAUGUCGAAAAUUAUUACUACAUGCUUAAUUAAUCAGCCCAUUCAUAACAACACGAUUUUGGAUCUUAUAUUCAUCAUUCUUUUAUUAUAUGAAAGAACUAGAUUCUGUAAAUUAAAUGAAUAUAUAACUCAACGUUGUAAGAUAUGUAACCAUCGCUCUACGAAAAUAAUGCCUGAAGAGAUUACGACAAGUACAACAAAUUAUUCUAAUGCAAUAAAUAUUAACGAAGGAUUACGAGGAAAUGGAGUUACAAACGAUUUCAAGAGUUUCGAUAUAUGGAUAACAAUGCAUAUUCAUAUGGAAUUGAGUACGAUAUGUAAUGAUUUGAAUACAAUAUUUGGAGCAGCAAUACUUUUAGAGAUGAUAUCUUUCUUUAUUUGCGAAAUAGGCUUAAUUUGCGAAUUGUAUUAUGCAUUUACUAAUUUACAUACUUGGGAAUCGGAUAGGAUAAAGAAUGUCUUAGAUAUUGUUAUAUGGAGUACAUUUUAUAUAAUCAAAUUACUCUCGAUUAACUAUAUAUGCGAGAUAGUUAAGGCUGAGGCAAAUAGGACGCAAGUACUUAUUCAGAAAGUAAUGGAUUCCUUUCAUAUUACAAUACGCGAAGAGGUUUUUCAAUUCAUAUCCGAAAUGACUUAUAAGCGAUUGAAAUUUUCUGCAUUUGGUUUUUACGAAUAUGGUUACAAAUUUAUUCAACAGUUUUUUAAAGGUAUUACAACCUUUCUGAUAAUCUUAUUACAAAUGGAAACUUCACCUGAGAUUCCUAAUGACAUUACAACUUCAUCAACAUUAACAACAAUAGAAUCUAAUCUAUACAAUAGAUCAAUGUAAAAAUAUAAAGAUUAAUAGAAUAAAUAAUCUGUAAUUAUCAAAUGUAAAGGUACAAGUUUGGCAUAUUGAAAAUAGAUAUAACUGUAUUUAGUUUCAUUUUUUUUUGUUUUCAAAGAUUACAUUUCUUAAUAAAAUAAUGAUAAUUAUAAGUAUUACAUAUUACUUAAAUUCAUUGAUUCAAAUCUACCUUUUUUCUGGUAAUGUUUUAUUCUGUUUUCUAAACUUUCUGCAAAAAUUAUAUAACAUACAAUAUUAUAUGACAUUAAAAUCACAAAAUAUUAAAUAAUAACAAUAUAUAAACUACUCACCACAAGUUACUCUUUUCAUUAAAGGUUGAUAAACUUUUGAAUGCACACCAAGAAGUAAACAAUCAUUUUGAAAUGUUGUAUCUGUACAAUUUUGUAAACUUUCUAAAUCCAUUAACAUAUCUUUGAUCAUAGCUGAUCUGUUUAAAUUCAAAUAUUAAAUUACAAUAAGCAAAAAUCGUUUCAUUCUAGUAAUAAAUACAUACUUUACAGUGUUUAUCGACCAGUCCUGUUGUAAAAUUUUUAUAACCUUUAUUAAUUCAUCUUCAUCAUAGAACCAUUUGAUAUUUUCAUAUUCCGAGUGAUAAAGAUUUAAAGGAAUUUCACAAGCUAGAUUGUAUUGAGGUUUACAUGGAUAGCUAUCGAUAUCAAGUAAGUUUAAAAUAAUUUCUGGUUUUUCUUUUUCUUGACCAACUAGUAAUAAUACUCCCAUUAAACAACGUAUUUGAUGCCAAAGAAAAGCUUGACUUGUUAUUUUUAAUUCACACAGAUCGUAUCCUAUUAAAAUAAAUAUGAAAUUAAAAAUUUAAUUACUUUCUUCUAAGGUAAUGUUUUAGAUAAUUAUCAUGACAAAGUUAUAUUUUAAAUAUAUUAUUAGAUUACCUGAAUUAUUUGUAUAAUCAUUUUGUUUUACAGAAACUGUAGCAUCAAUUAUUCUUCUUUUAAAAUUUAUCACACCAUUGGCAACAUCCAUUUUACAAAUAUUUCGAAAAUCAUGCGUGCCUAUAGUAUAUUUAGCGGCUUUAUUCAUGGCAUCAAUAUUUAAUUUUCCUCUAGGAAAAAUAUAUUUAUAUGUCCUAUCUUUGCAAUUAAAUCUAGCAGAGAAAUCACUUGGAAUUGGACUCCAAGCUAUGCAUCUUAUAUUUUGAGGAAGUAAACGAUUUAAUAUUUUACAAUAUGAUAAUUCAUUUUGUAAAUCAUUUUGUUUCUCAGGUUUCAAUUUGCUACGUAUAUCUAAACUAAUUACUUGAGAGAAUGCACUGACACCUUUAUCUGUUCUACCACAACGAUGAUAAUUUGCUUUUUCACGAGAUUCUAUACAACAACUUUUUAUUAAAGCAGAAAAUAAAUGAUGUUCAAUAGUAUUAUUAUUUCCUUCUUGACAUGUAAAACCAUCAUAAUCCCAACCUAAAUAGUACAAUUUUAAUAAAAUAUGCCUUUUGUGAU